AUGGGUCGUCGUCCAGCUCGUUGUUACAGAUACUGCAAAAAUAAGCCUUAUCCAAAGAGUCGUUUCUGUCGUGGUGUUCCUGAUCCAAAAAUUAGAAUUUUCGAUCUGGGAAGAAAGAAAGCGAGUGUUGAUGAAUUCCCUCUAUGUAUUCAUUUACUUUCCGAUGAGCACCAGCAACUUUCAAGUGAAGCCUUAGAGGCAGGGCGUAUAUGUGCCAACAAGUACAUCACAAAGAUGGCUGGUAAAGAUUCCUUUCAUUUGCGAGUUAGAGUUCAUCCGUUCCAUGUAAUUCGCAUCAAUAAAAUGUUGUCCUGUGCCGGUGCCGAUAGAUUGCAAACUGGUAUGCGUGGAGCAUUCGGUAAACCUACUGGUACUGUCGCUCGUGUUAAUAUUGGACAAAUUAUUUUCUCCGUACGUACCAAAGAAAACAACAGAGCUGUUGUUAUUGAAGCACUCCGACGCGCAAAGUACAAAUUCCCUGGUCGUCAAAAGAUUAUUAUUUCCAAAAAGUGGGGAUUCACUAAAUUAUCACGGGAAGAAUAUGGAGAAAAACGGCAAGCGGGUCUUUUACAACCUGAUGGUGCUUACGUUAAAUAUCUUUCUAAUCAUGGACCACUUGUAAAACAUCUUGAACAAAUUGUCGCAGCAGAAGUGUAA
This is a messenger RNA of Diversispora eburnea, 657 nucleotides long. The record is from the annotation of a GenBank genome assembly. NCBI's taxonomy places the organism in Eukaryota, Fungi, Glomeromycota, Glomeromycetes, Diversisporales, Diversisporaceae.